GACGCACUUAGCCGCCGGAGGGGAUGAGAGAAUGGGACGUAGGCGUGGAGACCAGGAGCGAGGCGGGCGAGCAGCACUAGCGGGUGAGGAGAGAGAAGCAUGCUCAGCCUCAGUAGUCUGGCGGCAGUCGUAUGGGGAGGUUGCGUAGCGUCUCCUCCAGCGGGUUCUAGUGCCGUGCCUCCCUUUCUUCCCUCUGCACAAACUACUUUAAUUUCCACAGUCAAAUCGCUACUCCAGAAAAGAGUACCGUGUUGGGAAAAUGUAAGCGGGAACACAGAUACGCGGAAACUUCGACUGAAACUAAAUUUUGUGUGAUAAAUGAAAAAUUAUAAUGACUGUGGGUGUAAAACAAUCAAGAAAGAAGGCUGAUAUGAAUUAGAUGAAGUUUGACGCAUUAAAUUCCUUUUUUGAAGUGCUCAUCUCCCUGAUUGCAAACUUCCUCCAGGACCUUCUUGUUAACCAGUGAAUUUCGACCUACAUCCGACGCAACAAUUGGGACGCUGGUAAUACAAAUAAAAAUGAGAUAAUAAAUAUAUCCUCUAUCUUUUUACUGUUUAUGGAGAAUAUAACCUCAUCCACCUUCCUGCAACAAAGAAAAAGGAGGGUUCCCUGGAGCAUCCUAUAUACUCUUGCUCUACUGUAACCUGACGUAACCUGGGAAGCCUCGAGAGUUACCUGGAAGCAUGGAGGGUCUCUUUUCUGGACCUCGCACGCUCAUGUGGUCAGCUCUCCUGCUCGCUUUAGCUGCACAACUGUUUUUCCUACUGCUACCUGGAGCCACAGCGCUGCCACCAGUUAUAAGAAUCGGUGCUAUGUUCACGGCGGACCAGAGGGAGGGACCCACGGAGUUAGCCUUCAAGUACGCAGUGUAUCGAAUAAAUAAAGAUGCCACACUGCUGCCCAACACAACGCUCGUGUACGACAUCCAGUACGUGCCUCGCGACGACUCCUUCCACGCCUCCAAGAAAGCUUGCGAGCAGAUCUACUUCGGCGUGCAGGCGGUAUUCGGCCCGUCAGACCCAUUGCUCGGCUCACACAUCCAGUCCAUCUGCGACGCUCUCGACAUUCCCCACCUGGAGGCGCGCCUGGACUUGGAGCCUGAGUACAAGGAGUUCUCGAUCAACCUUUACCCGAGCCAUGAGGUGCUCAACCGCGCCUUCCAGGAUGUGAUGACCUUCCUUAACUGGACCGAAGUGGCCAUCAUCUACGAGGAGGAUCUGGGUCUCAUUAAGCUCCAAGAACUUGUCAAAUCUCCCCCGAGAGAACACAUGGAGUUCAUGAUCCGCCAAGGAACUCCAGAGAACUACCGUGACCUGCUGAAGGAGGUGAAGCAGAAGGAAAUUUACAAUGUUAUCGUCGACACAAAGCCAGAGAACAUGAACCACUUCUUGCGAGGGAUCCUGCAGCUGCAAAUGAACGACUUCAAGUACCACUACCUCUUCACCACAUUCGACAUAGAGACGUUUGACCUCGAGGAUUUCAAAUACAACUUCGUCAACAUGACCGCCUUCAGACUCGUGGACUCAGAGCACUACCGCGUCAGGAGGGUUCUCAAGGAUAUGGAGAAGUUUCAGCCCAUCGGUCACAACAUCCUCAAUCAGAGUCGAGUCAUUCAGGUGGAGCCAGCUCUCAUUUACGACAGCGUUCAUGUGUUCGCCUUGGGUUUACAAGCCCUGGAGCGCUCCACGACCCUGAAGGUGUCCAAUCUAUCCUGCGACCAUGAGCUGCCUUGGGGCGACGGCUCCUCGCUCUUCAACUACAUAAAUUCGGUGGAGUUUCGUGGCAUCACGGGCCCCAUCCAGUUCAAGGAAGGAAGGAGAACAAACUUCAAACUCGACAUUCUGAAGCUAAAGCAACACUCCCUGGUGAAGGUCGGCGAGUGGGGGCCAGGGUCAGGGGUCAACAUCACGGACAGAGCGGCCUUCUACGACCCGGGUACUAUGAACGUCACCCUUCUAGUAACAACGAACCUGGACAACCCCUUUAUGAUGAUGCGUCCGGGGAAGAACUUCACAGGCAACCAGCGCUUCUACGGGUUCUGUGUGGACCUUCUGCACGAGAUCUCCGUUCACGCAGGUUUCGACUACAUCCUUGAGAUCUCUCCUGAAGGCGUUUACGGCGCUCCGAAUCCCGUGACUGGGGAGUGGAACGGAAUCGUGAAACAGCUCAUGUCUGGGAAAGCCGACCUCGCCAUAGGUUCAAUGACAAUUAACUACGCCAGAGAGAACGUGAUCGAUUUUACCAAGCCCUUCAUGAACGUGGGAAUCGGCAUCUUAUUUAAGGUUCCUACAAGCCAGCAAACCAGACUCUUCUCCUUCAUGAACCCUCUGGCCAUUGAAAUUUGGCUCUACGUACUCGCUGCCUACGUUCUCGUCUCCAUCACAAUGUUCAUAGUGGCGCGGUUCUCCCCCUAUGAAUGGUACAACCCUCAUCCGUGCUCUCAAGAAAAUGACGUCGUGGAAAACCAGUUCUCCCUCUCCAAUAGCUUCUGGUUCACCAUUGGCACCCUCAUGCAGCAGGGGUCCGAUCUGAACCCUAAGGCGUGCUCAACUCGCAUCGUGGGCGGCAUCUGGUGGUUCUUUACCCUCAUCAUUAUUUCCUCCUACACCGCCAAUCUUGCCGCCUUCCUCACCGUGGAGAGAAUGAUCACGCCUAUAGACGACGUGGAGGACUUGGCGAGUCAGACUGAGAUUGCGUACGGCAUCCAAGCUUCUGGCUCCACCAUGACCUUCUUCCAGGACUCCAAGAUCGAGACGUACCAGAAAAUGUGGCGUUUCAUGGAGAACAAGAAGCCAAGUGUGUUUGUGCAGUCUUACGAUGAGGGGGUGAGGCGAGUGCUUGAGGGAAACUACGCCUUUCUUAUGGAGUCCUCAAUGCUCGAUUAUUACGUGCAAAGGAACUGUAACCUCACUCAGAUAGGUGGCCUGCUCGACUCCAAAAGCUAUGGUAUUGCGACGCCUAUGGGUUCUCCGUGGAGGGACAAAAUAUCACUGGCUAUUCUGGAGCUGCAAGAAAAGGGUGUUAUCCAAAUGCUGUAUAACCGGUGGUGGAAGAACACAGGAGACACGUGCAACAGAGAGGACAGCAACAAGGAGAACAAGGCAUCAGCGUUAGGUGUAGAUAACAUAGGUGGAGUGUUCGUGGUGCUGCUCUGUGGCCUUGCCUUCGCUGUGCUCAUCGCUAUUCUAGAGUUCUGCUGGAACGCCAAGAAGAACGCACAGAAUGACAGGGCCUGCAGUAUGCACAUAGGAGAGAGGCCGUUCAAAUCCCUGUGUGCCGAGAUGGCUGAGGAACUCUGCUUCGCUAUGCGCUGCCGCGGGUCCAGGCAGCGGCCCGCCCUCAAAAGACAGUGCACCCGCUGCGUUCCCGGUGUCACCUAUGUACCAGCAGGCCUUGAGGUGCCCCAGAUCAACGGUAACGGAGUAGGUGGAUCCGGUCUCUCGUGCGCAGGAGACUGGCAAGAUCGGAUCGAAGACUGACCUUCAGCCUCGAAGAAGCUCCCUCAAAGCGUCACUCCCGAGCUUGACACCUCCAACCUUCGACCUCAAGCUAUCAUCGGUCAGUCUCAGAACCUGAGUUCUGCCGAAGUAAAGCAGUCCACUACCCCCCGGCAGGAGAGGGAAUCAAACCAUCCGAGGCAGGGGGGCAGCAGAGGGAGUGGGGGCGUCGCCAAUCAGCCACAAAAAGGAGGAUGGAGCGCCAGCCCCAUUCAGGGUACACCGAAACCUAGUCCCAAACCGCGGGAGAAGGAGGAUCCCCAGCAUCAUCACCGCCAGGAGAAGGAGGAGUCUAUUGCCUACCUUUAUAACUUGCACCAUUCAGAGUGUCUGCUCAGCACCAUGUGCUGAACAGGUGAGAAGAAGGAAGAAGUGGUGGAAGAAGUAAACAGGAAGAAACAGGGCGACAAUAAAGAGAAGACAUGUUGGACAUGAAAAGGCAGUGUUAGUGAGUCGUUUGGUGGUGGUGACGUGAGGAAAGACAUCUACUUUAUGUGUUUGUGUGUGUGUGUGUGUGUGUGUGUGUGUGUGUGUGUGUUUGUGUGUGUGUGUGUGUGUGUGUGUGUGUGUGUGUGUGUGUUUGUGUGUGUGUGUGUGUGUGUGUGUGUGUGUGUGUGUGUUUAUGUGUGUAUAUCCUCAUGUAAUAUUUAUUAUAAAGAUGUUGUUGCUUGCUGAGUUCAUUCCGUGUGUCUCUGUGUGUGUGUGUGUGUGUGUGUGUGUGUGUGUGUGUGUGUGUGUGUGUGU
Messenger RNA from Scylla paramamosain (green mud crab), 4241 nucleotides. Its product is annotated as glutamate receptor ionotropic, kainate 2-like. Gene Ontology annotation, biological process: monoatomic ion transport. The transcript is spliced from 21 exons. The coding region runs from base 684 to 3479 and encodes 931 amino acids. Gene Ontology annotation, cellular component: postsynaptic density membrane; plasma membrane. The record is from RefSeq and is a predicted model, not a curated record. Gene Ontology annotation, molecular function: ligand-gated monoatomic ion channel activity; signaling receptor activity. NCBI's taxonomy places the organism in Eukaryota, Metazoa, Arthropoda, Malacostraca, Decapoda, Portunidae.